Gadus chalcogrammus (walleye pollock) is the source of this 2256-nucleotide messenger RNA. It is a transcript of the gene elk3, whose product is annotated as ETS transcription factor ELK3. Gene Ontology annotation, biological process: cell differentiation; regulation of transcription by RNA polymerase II. Lineage: Eukaryota; Metazoa; Chordata; Actinopteri; Gadiformes; Gadidae. Gene Ontology annotation, molecular function: DNA-binding transcription factor activity, RNA polymerase II-specific; sequence-specific DNA binding. The record is from RefSeq and is a predicted model, not a curated record. Gene Ontology annotation, cellular component: nucleus.
GAAGGAUCCGCUUACAGUCUCGAGCCCCGUCGGCCAGCCAGCAGCAUCAGCAUGGAACUCCAACGCUUCAUACAGAAUCGCCUUUAUUGACAUUUGCGGGGAAAGCGGAGCUCCACACCACGCAAUGGAGAGUGCCAUCACGUUGUGGCAGUUCCUGCUCCAGCUGCUUCUGGACCAGAGUCACAAGCACCUCAUCUGCUGGACGUCCACUGAUGGAGAGUUCAAGCUGCUCCGGUCCGAGGAGGUGGCCAAGCUGUGGGGGCUGCGCAAGAACAAGACCAACAUGAACUACGACAAGCUUAGCCGGGCCCUGCGCUACUACUAUGACAAGAACAUCAUCAAGAAAGUGAUCGGCCAGAAGUUUGUCUACAAGUUCGUGUCGUUCCCGGAGAUCCUGAAGAUGGACCCGGCGGCCGUGGAGUUCGGGGGCUGCGGCGGCGGCGGCGGUGAGGACCCCGGCGCCGGGCUGUCGGAGGGGGAGGGGGGCGAGGAGGAGGAGGAGGGGGCGGGCUACGGGGGCCGCAACGGCUACCUCCACUCCGGCCUGUACUCCUCCUUCACCGUCAGCUCCCUGCAGCACUCGCCCCAGCGCCGCAGGGCCGUGAAGACGGAGCCCCGGGCGGACCCCUACGACGAGGGCCCCUCCUCGGUCAUACGCUUUGUCCCCAACCACGCCUCCUCUGGCAGGGGCCCCCCCCGCAGCCCCCCGCCCGCCCCCGGCGAGCUCUACCGCUCCUUCCACCCGUCCCCUCGGCAGGUCCGCACCCCCUCCUCCUCCUCCUCCCCCGCCUCCUCCCCCUCCCCGUCGACAAGCCCCGCCCUCAACCUGUGGCGGGGGCGGAGCCCGGCGCCAGAGACUGACCAAUGGGAGCAGAGCGUGCAGCCUCUGAAUCUGUCGUCGGGCCAGAGGGACCGGGAGCGGCUGCACGGCUUAGGGAUGAGCAACGCCUCCUCCAAGAGCCGCAAACCCAGAGCCCUGGAGAUCCUGGCCCCGCCCCUCCUGCUGACAGGAAGUGACAUCGGCUCCAUCGCGCUCAACAGCCCAGCGCUGCCCUCAGGCUCCUUGACCUCAGCGUUCUUUGCUGCACAGACUCCCUCAGGCCUGUUGUUCGCCCACAGUCCGCUCCUCUCUGGGCUCCAUUUCCGGGGCAGUCUGAGUCCCCUGGGGGCCCUCAGUCCUGCCCAUCUGCAUGGGCACACGCCACUGUUCCAGUUUCCAACGCUGGUGAACGGAACCUUCGCUCUGCCAAUGCCCACCUUGGACCACUCCCCCCACCUGCUCCUCUCCCACAGCCCCCACACGUCCUGAUCCCCCAUGGGCUCCGGGCCAAACACGGCCAGGCCAGGUCCAACCAGGUCGCCACAGGUGGAACCCGGCCACACCAGGCUGACCUGGCCAAACUGGGCUAAACCAAACCAAAGUUGGCCAAAGCAGGCUAAACCAGGUCAAACCUGGUUAAACCAGGUCAAACCAGGCUAAACGAGGCUCAAGAGGGCUAAACUAGGCCACACUAGCCCAAACAAGGCUAGACUGGGCCCUGCUAGCCUGGGUUAGGAUACAUUAGAGCUGAGUCCACUAGCCUUUAACACCUGCCCACUAUAAAAAAAAGACACUUAUAAAAGCACUCAUCUGUCUUUGGGCUGUGCCUUCGUCAUCAUCAUCAUCAUCGUCGUGGAAAUGCGUUUCAAUGCAUUAACUUCAAAGUGAAGAUUAAACCCAGGCUUCAUUUUGAGGCUCUCCUUCUGUGAGGAACUUUAAUUUUCAGUUAACUUUUCUAAGCGUUUACUGUCUUUUUUGUUUUUAUUUUUUUAUUCGGUCAUCUUAAAACGAGAACAUGUUUGUUAUCCAACACAAACAAUGUGUUGAAACAAUCUUUUCCAAAGUGGUCCCAGGCCCGAGUGAUUCCUAGGAUCCAAGCAGAUGACCUGCCAGACAGAGGGCCACACAUCAGAAUGUUCUGUGGUGGUUUUUUUGCAUCGCUUUGUGUAAAUGUAUUUGAGGCUGUGAAAUCGUCUUCUUUCUAGCCAUGUUCUUCUAUGUGUUUUCUUCUUUUUUUUUUUACUAUAACCUAUGCACUGCUUUCCUUGUUACUCUGUCUUGGCUGUGCCUCUUCAAAUGUAAGAAUUAUGUAAAUGUGUUCAAUCCAAAUAAUUUCCUAGACAAAACCCCAUGUCAAUAUUGCACAAAAGCUUUUUGUAAAACAGCUUUGGUUAUUUUUUAUAUAAAGGAAUUGAUUAAAAAAAAAGUAUUAAAAA